CCUCUCCUUCUUUAGUCUCCGAACCAAACUGGACGACGCAGAGAGUUCACAGAUCCAUAGAAACAAACAACACUUAUUCUUAUAAAUCCUCUCACCGUGGCUCCCUCAGCUCCACAAGCCCCUUCUCGAAGGAAACCCUCUUCUUCUUCUCCUUCUUCUUCUUCUUCUUCUUCAUCGCAAUCCUCUUCGUUUACUCCUAAGAGAAUCGUGUAUAGAGAGCCGAUACCUUUCUGGCAGCAGAACUGGUUCAUUGGAUUGCUUUUCGCCAUGGCUCUCGCCUUUUUUGCUAUCUCAAUCUUCCUCUUCCUCAACCUGGAUCUCGAACAGGGCUCCUUUUCUUCUGCCUCCGCCGCUUCCUCCUCCUCUGAAGGCCUCGAGAUUACAUAUGGAACCGUUCUCAAGCUGAUGCAUGAGAGGACAAAAUUUCGGCUUCAUUCCCAUGAUGUGCCAUAUGGCUCUGGCAGUGGGCAGCAAUCUGUUACGGGAUUUCCUAUUGUUGAUGAUUCCAAUAGUUACUGGGUUGUUAGGCCUCAACCAGGUACAGAUGCGAAACAAGGUGAGACCAUCAAAACUGGGACAAUCAUCCGCCUGCAACACAUGAGGACUAGAAAAUGGCUGCACAGCCAUUUGCAUUUAUCACCAAUAUCCGGCAACCUGGAGGUUAGCUGCUUUGGAGGAGAGACUGAAUCUGACACUGGGGAUUACUGGAGGCUUCUGAUUGAAGGGAGUGGGAAGACUUGGAAGCAAGAUCAAAGGAUUCGGCUGCAACAUGUUGACACUGGUGGCUACCUUCACAGUCAUGACAAGAAAUACCAACGGAUAGCUGGGGGGCAGCAAGAGGUUUGUGGUGUCCGUGAAAAGCGAGCUGAUAAUGUUUGGCUGGCAGCAGAAGGUGUGUACCUCCCCAUUACCCAGAGCAAGUAGAAGUAGAACACGGUUAUACCAAAGGGAUUUACAUUGUAAAAACAGGUACCUGUUAUUACUUGUUAUAAUAGCUGUAGAUGCUCUAUGAAAUGAAGAAAUAUUUCUCAGAGACUAGAAUGUAACACCUUGAAUUAUUGUUUCUUUCUCAUGCACCACAUGCAAAUCUCAUUUAACUUAAGAAAAUACCACUUUGGAUUAA
Messenger RNA from Hevea brasiliensis (rubber tree), 1123 nucleotides. Its product is annotated as stromal cell-derived factor 2-like protein. Lineage: Eukaryota; Viridiplantae; Streptophyta; Magnoliopsida; Malpighiales; Euphorbiaceae. The coding region runs from base 268 to 924 and encodes 218 amino acids. The record is from RefSeq and is a predicted model, not a curated record. The transcript has 6 exons.